Messenger RNA from Strongylus vulgaris, 243 nucleotides. The record is from the annotation of a GenBank genome assembly. NCBI's taxonomy places the organism in Eukaryota, Metazoa, Nematoda, Chromadorea, Rhabditida, Strongylidae.
AUGGCCACAUUCAUGCUCGCCGUUCUCGACAACCCGCGCCCAAUGGCGCCUGCCUUCGUCACAACGGCUCAGAGAGAAGAGAAGAGAGAAAGGGAGGGAAUUGGUGAGGUUUUUCGGGAUACUGCAUCGAUUCGUCGCGACGUCUGGCGACACUCUCUCGUCGUCGGCUCGUCGACUGCGCAUCUCAUGCCAACGUUUUGCCAUCGACGGCGUUUUUCAUCCUCGUCGUGCUCCAUCUUCUGA